AUGGCGAACUUCCCACCUAUCGAUGUGGCUAUUGCCAAUCCUGAGGCUCGCUUCCUCGGAGACCAAGAGCCCCGUCGCAUGUCGAGACACGCACUGCGGAAUCUCGCCAACAACGACAACAGUCACAGCUAUCCUUAUUGCUGGGGGUUCAUCAUCUUCCGCACAGUCUAUACACCAGGUUCCGGUGAGGCGGUCGCCGCGGCUGUUGAUCGCCUGAGCCGUUACGCAAAGCACUUCAUCGACAAUGAGUCUAUGCCACCUCGCAUCAAUGACCCUUGUGAUCCGCUGCCGAACCAGGACCUCUGGAGCCGCUACUACAGCGAGGUUAUCGAGGAUGAAAAAACUCUGUCUAACGCCCCCGUGGACGAAGUUGGCCGGCGAUUUGACGAAUGGAUCAAGGCGAGCCGCACACCAGUCGACUACGCCAAUGAGCGCUUCCAUUGCCCGAACGGCAGGUUUCGCUUCUGCCUGCUGUUAGACCAAGAGAGCAUCGACAAUAUUCUCGCCAUGCCUGAGGAUCCACGAACGCCUCUCAAGUUGGACCGCCAAAUGCCUCUGCGCUGGGCAAAGGUUGUGACCAACGAAACGAUGCGUGAUGGUCGGCGCUGGUGGUUACGUGUUGGGAUUGCUGAGUACCUGUGGCCGCUAUGGUUCUUGGGCUUUGAUUCGGAUGCGAUAGUCGAGGAGAUGGGGUGGAUGGAUGAGAGUGAGGGGAUUCAGAAUCUGUGGGGAACUCCGGACAUGUGGUUUGAGAAGAGAAUGGAGGUGUAUAGGUAA
Molecule: messenger RNA, 777 nt
Organism: Fusarium sp. VM40
Lineage: Eukaryota; Fungi; Ascomycota; Sordariomycetes; Hypocreales; Nectriaceae
Source: the annotation of a GenBank genome assembly